GAGACAAGGGCAAAGAAAUUUACAUUCGCGCAUACAUACAUACAAUUAAAAGAAUUAAAUUGCGCGACGCGGUUACGAGUGCAAUUUUCUGAAAGCGAUUGUCAAAGCGUCAUUGCCGCAUUUAAAUUGGAAAAUUUUGCCAACAAUCACGCGCUUCUAUCGCCUCCCUGUAGCCGGUCGACACAAAGGUGCAAGUGAAAAUUUUCCACGGCCCCAUAUUUUUUGCAGUGCGAGCAUCCGUAAAAUGUUGACCGUGUCCAAAGGCCCCAGCAAGAUUGUCGCCAAAACACGCCGAGGUGUACCGCAAAAUUAUGAGAAGCUGUUUGAAAUCAAGGAGAGCGGUCGCAGAUCAUCUGAUCUAAAUAGUCCGGAGAAGAAAAAUGCCCCACGUCCUGUCUUCAAAAAAUCGGCUUCCAAUGGACGACAAAUAGAAGAAGUUUCAUUAACACCGCAACAUGAGGAAAUUGUACAAUACAUCAAUGACUCUUGGAAUGUCAUUGUGGCGCAUAAUCCCUACGAUUCAGCGUUUGAUGGCAAUGGGAAUGCUCAACCGGCGGACUCCAACAACAACUCUGCCGGCUCAUCGAUCGCAUCCACCUCAACAUCAUCCGCUGCCUCAUCGGUGUGUACUUCACCACAACCGACCGCAUCGAUUUACUGCAUCGAACCGCCCAGCCCAGUGUUGAGCGAUUUCAAGCCAUUCGACUUAGUGACCUGGUGGUAUGAUCGCCUCUGUGAUGUAAAGAGCACGUGAAGUGUUACCAACUAAAAUGUAUGUGCGUGUGUGUGUGUGCGCGGGCGUGCGUGGGUGUGUGUGUGUGCAAGUAUGUGGCCAAAUAUUGUGAGACCAAGCACGUGCAACGAAGAGCAAUUGCGAUAAACAAAAACGAACAAAAUACAAAAAAAAAAAAUUAAGAAAUAUUUACUACUACCAAAAAGUUACCAAACUAAAAAUUGUAAAGCAUUCACAUUAGGAAAAUUGUAAAAACAUUUAGCCUGUUAGUCGCCGAAAUGCAGCAGCAGUAAUUAACAUACAUACAUAUGUACAUACAAACGAAACAUGUGUAAAUACAUACAAUGGCAUACGUAACAGAAAAUAGCUAGUAUUUACAUAGUUAAGGUUUUAUGUUUAGCAUACAAAAAAUUAUGCCUCUUAAAUUAUAAAGUUAGUUGUUACAGUUCUAAAGUAAUAAAUUUUACAUAACGAACUAUGUUAAUUUGUUAAUUUUCAAUUUAACGAAAGCAAAGAAAAUUGCAAUUAAGCAAUAACGAACAUUUUACGUGCUCACAAAUAUUGUAUAUAUAAAUGUUAAUGUACAUGCAUACAUUUAGAUAAAUAUUAAUGUACAUACAUAUAUGUAUAUGCAUAAAGCAGCUAAUAAAAUAGACAAGUAAUUAAAAUCCAAAUAUAACUAGGCACAUUUCUAUCAAUAAUCUACAAUACCAACAAAAUCUCCAAUGUUUUUCAUAUGAAUGUGUAUUUGUAAGCACAUACAUACAUACAUACAUAUAUACAUAUCGCUCAUUUGCUUCAAUAGUGCCAUAAUCCAAAACAGUACAAAAUCGAGUUAAGUAUGCAGAAGUGACUGCUACCUGUUCCUCUAUGGUGUGUAAAAAUUUCAUAGGUGUAACGAUUUGGUUUUAUGAGUUAUGACAGUAUCGAACUAAAUGAGCGAUAUGUGCAUAUGAGAAUCAAAAACAAACUUAUCUAACAGAAUGUUACGAGUUUUCCCAAUUGCAUUGAGCAAAGUAAUACCAACCAAUUAACUUGGCUGUAAGAUAAAUUAUGUACAUAAAUAUGUACAUACAUAUAUACAUGUGUACAAAGUAGUAAAAUAAGUACCCAUCGCUUAUUUACUAAAAGACUGUUAUAACUCUAAAACGAAAUAUUUGAGCAAAUGAUGCUGAAUUACUUGUUACAUAAAGUACGAGAUUGUGUAGUUUCCGCGUAAGAAGGCAAUAAUCAUCUCGUGUUCCUUCAUUUUGUGGGCAAAUUGAAAAAUUGAUAUGCGUCUCCUGAAAAUUUUAGUUUUUUGAGCUAUGACUGUCUUUUAGUAAAUUAUAUGUAAAUGCUUCAUACAAAAAUCGUAAAAUCAAACUUCCAUUGACAGAUAUUUUCUAAUGCCGAUUUCCACUGGUCAUUAAAUGACAAAACAUUUAAUGACAAAAAA
Molecule: messenger RNA, 2171 nt
Organism: Rhagoletis zephyria (snowberry fruit fly)
Lineage: Eukaryota; Metazoa; Arthropoda; Insecta; Diptera; Tephritidae
Source: RefSeq, a predicted model, not a curated record